AUGUACCAGGAGGUGGCCUUCCUGGCAGGGAGCGCGGAGCACCAGUUCACCACCUUCCACUUCAAAAACCGUCUGGAGAACCCCCAGGAGGUCACCUCCAAGAAAGGCCUGUUCUACAAGCGGGCACAGCUUCUGCUUCAGCCCCAGCCCCGGCCAAAGGACGGGGACGAUCUGGGCCUGGCCGACGGGACGGCCAUCAUCAACGUGGGGGGCAUCAAGUACCGCAUCCCGUGGUCCACGCUGGAGGAGUUCCCCCUAACGCGGCUGGGCAAGCUGCGCAGUUGCAGCAACGAGGAAGAGAUCAUGGACGUGUGCGACGACUACGACGGCAGCCGCAAUGAGUACUUCUUCGACCGCAGCCCUUCGGCCUUCCGCACCAUCGUCACGUUCCUGGCGGCGGGGAAACUGCGCCUGCUGCGGGAGAUGUGCGCCCUGUCCUUCCAGGAGGAGCUGCUGUACUGGGGGGUGGAGGAGAACAACCUGGACUGGUGCUGCUUGCGGAAGCUGCGGCUUCGCCAGGAUGAGUACAGGGAGAUGCAGAGGCUGGAGGAGGAGGAGGCCGAACUGACCUCGCCGCAGUCCUGCGAGGAAUCCCAGCAGCCCCCCGGCAUUGGGGAGCAGGAGGAGGGCCUCGGAGAGGGCGGAUGCAUGCGGCGGCUGCGGGACAUGGUGGAGAAUCCUCACUCCGGCAUCCCAGGGAAGAUCUUUGCCUGCCUGUCGGUGAUUUUUGUGGCCAUCACCGCUGUGACGCUGUGCGUCAGCACCAUGCCGGACCUCAGAGAGGAGGAGGAGAGGGGCGAGUGUUCCCAGCGGUGCUACAACAUCUUCGUGCUGGAGACGGUGUGUGUGGGUUGGUUCUCCCUGGAGUUCCUUCUGCGCUUCAUCCAGACGCAGAGCAAGUGCACGUUCCUGCGCACGCCCCUCAACAUCAUCGACGUGGUGGCCAUCCUGCCUUACUACACCACCCUCAUCGUGGACUCGCUGUCGGUGGAGAAGCCGACCGGCUCAGGCAACAACUACCUGGAGAAGGUCGGGCUGGUCUUGCGCGUGCUCCGGGCCUUACGGAUCUUCUACGUGAUGCGUUUGGCCCGCCACUCAUUGGGCCUGCAGACGCUGGGGCUGACGGUGAAGCGCUGCACACGCGAGUUUGGCCUACUGUUGCUCUUCCUGUGCGUGGCCAUGGCCCUGUUCUCCCCGCUGGUCUUCUUGGCGGAGAGCGAGAUGGGUGCCAAGCAGGAAUUCACCAGCAUCCCUGGCAGUUACUGGUGGGCCGUUAUCUCCAUGACCACGGUGGGCUAUGGGGACAUGGUGCCAAGGAGCAUCCCCGGCCAGGUGGUGGCGCUCAGCAGCAUCCUGAGCGGCAUCCUGCUCAUGGCGUUCCCCGUCACCUCCAUCUUUCACACCUUCUCUCGCUCUUACCUGGAGCUGAAGGAGGAGCAGAGCCGGGCGCUGAGGCAGAAGCUGGACUCUCAAGACAGCACCAAGUCGCAGAACAGCGAGGACUCCCAGGAGACGGACAGCUACCAUGGCAUUACGGAGGCCGCCAUCUCCGCCGUGCAGCAGAGGAAGUCCAUGGUUUUAGCCUCUCAGAGGGCUGCGGAGAUCAGGAAGUCCACACAAACCUAG
Lampris incognitus (smalleye Pacific opah) is the source of this 1626-nucleotide messenger RNA. RefSeq names its product potassium voltage-gated channel, subfamily G, member 2 (gene kcng2). Lineage: Eukaryota; Metazoa; Chordata; Actinopteri; Lampriformes; Lampridae. Gene Ontology annotation, molecular function: voltage-gated potassium channel activity. The transcript is spliced from 2 exons. The record is from RefSeq and is a predicted model, not a curated record. Gene Ontology annotation, biological process: potassium ion transmembrane transport; protein homooligomerization. Bases 1 to 1626 code for a protein of 541 amino acids. Gene Ontology annotation, cellular component: membrane; voltage-gated potassium channel complex.